AUGGCUAGUGGUGCGGGUCACUGGAUAGACGAGAACUUCCAGCUGCGCACAGCGGUGCUUGAGUUCCACGAGAUGCACAGGCGUCAUGGGGCCAAGGAGAUGGCGCAGGUGGCAGAGGAGACGGUUGUGCAGUGGGGGUUAGAGGGGUGUUGUCUUGGUUUCACGACUGACAACGCCUCUAGCAACAUUGCCGCCUUCAGGCGGAUGUCGGAGGAAGGUGGUUGUCAGUGCUUCUUCAACUCGCGCAUGCACUUCAGGUGUAUGGAGGAGUGGGGCGGUGCGGUUUGCGCGCAACCAAAAGGCGCGGGCGACGACCUGGCGCACAUUGCGCGGCGCACGCUGUCCCAGGCCAUUUCCGCUUCCCCGUGCGAGCGGCACAUGGGAUGGCGUGCACACGGCGCGCAGGAACAGGCUCGGGGGUACAAGUCGGAGGAGGAUAUGGAGGUGGAGGUGGACGAGGACGACGUGUGCCUCGAUGAGUGGGCGAAGCAGGAGGAGCUGGAGAAGGAAGGGGAGGGGGAGGAAGAGGAGGAGGAGGAUGAGGAGGAGGAGAGCUAG
This is a messenger RNA of Closterium sp. Naga37s-1, 558 nucleotides long. The record is from the annotation of a GenBank genome assembly. Lineage: Eukaryota; Viridiplantae; Streptophyta; Zygnematophyceae; Desmidiales; Closteriaceae.